UUGCGUUAUUUUGUUGUUUAUCCAAAUGUUAUGAUGGUGCUUCAUAUUUGAACGUUUUAGGGCUGCGGGCGCAAGCGACUAUCUUUUAAUGACAGUUUGUUAUUGUCUUGAUUUGUAGGGGUAGUGAUAGUGAUUGAACUUCUAAUUACGUGAGAGCUGUAUUACUUGCAAUAAUUUAAAACCAUCAAUUGAAUACAGUUUUUUCAACAUGGCGUGGCGCUUCAAAGCAUCAAAAUACAAGAAUGCCGCACCAAUUGUCCCAAAGCCGGAGGCCUGUAUCCGCGACAUUUGUGUUGGGUCCUAUCAGACUUUCGGCAACAAUAUUGCCGCAUCCGCCGCAUUUAUGGCUUUCAAUUGGGAGCACACAGGAUCCAGUGUUGCCGUCUUGCCGCUAGACGAUUGCGGGCGCAAGAGCAAAACUAUGCCGCUGCUGCAUGGUCACACAGACACUGUAACUGACUUAGAAUUCUCACCAUUUCAUGAUGGCCUCUUGGCAACAGCGUCACAAGAUUGUCUCGUCAAAAUUUGGCACAUACCUGAAAAAGGCCUGGAGGCGUCACUCUCCGACCCGGAGUGUGUUUUUUCACAUAAACAACGCCGUGUAGAGACCGUUGGCUUCCAUCCGACCGCCGAUGGCUUACUGCACUCCACUGCUGUGGGCUGUGUGAUGCUAUUCGAUAUAACAACACAAAAGGAAAUUUUUUCCAAUAACGAGCACCCCGAGGUCAUACAAUCAGUUAGCUGGAAACAGGAUGGCACAAUCCUGGCUACAAGUUGCAAGGAUAAAAAUGUGCGCAUAUUGGAUCCGCGUGUCGGUGAUUCGCCCAUUCAAAUGGCUGCCGAGUCGCAUCAAAGUAUCAAAGAUUCGCGCGUCGUGUGGCUAGGCAAUCAGACUCGAAUUCUUACAACUGGUUUUGACGCAGCUCGUCUGCGCCAAGUGAUCGUUCGUGAUUUGCGUAAUUUCUCUGUGCCUGAAAAGACAAUGGAGCUCGACUGCUCCACGGGCAUACUGAUGCCGCUCUUCGAUCCGGACACAAAUAUGCUGUUCCUUGCGGGAAAAGGAGACACGACUAUCAAUUACUUGGAAGUGAGUGACAAAGAUCCCUAUCUGACUGAAGGUCUGCGUCAUACAGGUGAACAGACAAAGGGCGCUUGCUUGGUGCCAAAGCGCGCACUCAAAGUAAUGGAGGGCGAAGUGAAUCGGGUGCUGCAAUUAACCUCCAACAUGGUUAUACCCAUUAUGUACCAGGUGCCACGUAAGACUUAUCGCGACUUCCAUAGCGAUCUUUAUCCCGAAACAACAGGCUACAAGACGGAGUUAACUGCUAGCGAAUGGAUCAAUGGAGUGAACUUGCCAGUGCCAAAGAUGAGCUUGGAUCCAGCAAAGCGUGAAUUAGGCGAGACACCAAUUAUAGUACACCGUGGUAAUUUGAAUGAUUUAAUUAAAAAUAUUGAAAAUAAAAAACUGUCCAACAAAACACCAACCCUACAAUCGCCCAGCAAUGCGGUGGUGUCUGGUAAUGUUUUGCAACAACGUAACGGCAGCGGCACCAACAAUUUUUCAUUGAAGACAAGCAUCGGAAGUGACAAAGAUGGCAACGUCAAAACGCGUUUGAACGACCACAACGUCAGCGAAUCGGAGAAGGUUGACGAGGUUGGUGGUGCGGGUUUUACUAAAGCGGAUCUAAUACGCAAAUUUGACAACAAAUACAAAACUGAUUCGGAGAAAGAUUUUAAAGACUCGGAAUUGUCUCGGCGCUUCAGUCGCGAAUCGCCGGCGGAUGAGUCGACGGGCAGCAGCGAGGAAACUUCAAAUGCAACUGCAACCGAUUUGUCAUCGCCGCAGCAACAACAACAGCGUGAACGUGAAGGAAGUAGCGGCAGUGUUGGCAGUGGUGUAACCUCACCUCCCAGACCGAUGCCACGCACAUCACGUAACAAUUCAUUGGGUGAUGCGGCUACUACCGCCACAAUUGUAAGUGGCAUUGGUGGGGAUGAGGUCACACCACGUCCGCGACCGCGCACCACAGCGGCAUCAUCUUAUAAGCCACGCCUUGGGCCAAAGCCGUUCUCAAGUAAUUCAGGCGAUGUUUCGUUUGAUAAAGUCUUUGCUGUACCAGUAGCUCCAGGGUCGCAAGAAAAUAUUCACAAUCUAUCCUCAGGCGGAACAGCUGAUAAUGGAGGAGAUACUUUUUCUGCCCCAGCAACAGUGGCUGCCACAGCACAGAACAAGCCAGAUUUGAUUGUAGAAAUUGAAAUUAAGAAACCCCAUGUUGAUAAUGUCAGCGAAAGCAAUGUACAGAAAACACUGUCGACCUCCGAACGUCGGAAGUCUUCGGCUGAUGCUGAUGAAUCGCCCGACAAGAUUUUUGAACAAACUCAUUCAGAAUCUUCGGAAAACUCAACUGAAGGUGAUGAUAAACCUGAUGCGGAAUUGCGGCGUUUCUCAGCUGCAAGAAGCAGUAUUGCCGAACGUCGCCGUUUAUAUGAGAGUCGUUCAAAGAGCACGGUGGAGGAGAAAUCGCAAUCGCCAGUACCAUUGCGCCGCGAGCUUUCUAAGGUCGAACCACUUAAGCCCCAACAACAGCAAUCUUCUUUGACCACUCCUGCAACCGACAUCAAACGUAUUUCUGCACCUGAAGGCAAGCUUUUAGAGGAACGUCGCCGAAAUGUUACAUCCGUUAUUGAUGGUGGCACUGCCCUUAAGAAAUCGUCCACUGAAGCGGCCAUCACCACCACUCACAAACGCACCUCGACUGUUUUUGGCAAGGUUUCGAAAUUCCGUCAUCUAAAAGGCACCCCUGGUCACAAAUCAACACAUAUUGAAAAUUUGCGCAACCUCAGUCGCCAGAUACCGGGUGAAUGCAACGGCUUCCAUGCCAAUCACGAACGUGUUGCUGUACCGCUAUCAGGACCUGGUGGAAAAAUUGCCAUUUUCGACUUAAGCCGUCCAGGUCGUCUACCGGAUGGCGUAAUACCAUCUUUGGUGAAUGGCAGCAACAUAAUGGACUUCCAGUGGGAUCCUUUCGAUUCGUCACGUUUGGCCGUUGCUUGCGAUGAUGGCAUCGUUAAAUUGUGGCGCAUUCCAGAAGGUGGACUUAAUGAGCCCACAAAUUCGCCAGAACGCGAGCUAAUUGCGCACUUGGACAAAAUUUACUUUAUUCGAUUUCAUCCCUUAGCCGAAGACGUUCUUUUGACGGCUAGCUACGAUAUGACGGUCAAAUUGUGGGAUUUGCGUACUUUAGAAGAAAAAAUUUUGCUCACCGGGCAUACAGAUCAGAUAUUCGACUUAGCCUGGAGCCCUUGUGGCAAGUUGGUGGCAACUGUAUGUAAAGAUGGCAAGCUGCGCGUCUAUAAUCCACGAAAGUCGGAGACGCCCAUUCGUGAAGGCAAUGGACCUGUGGGUACGCGUGGUGCGCGUAUCACUUGGGCGCUGGAUGGGCAAUAUAUCGUUUGCACUGGCUUUGAUAAAGUUUCUGAGCGCCAAAUAAGUGUUUACAACGCACAAAAAUUGAAUGCACCACUCAAUACAGCCAGUCUCGAUGUCUCACCAUCUAUACUGAUACCCUUCUACGAUGAGGACAGCUCGACCUUAUUUGUAACGGGUAAAGGCGACUCAACCAUUUACUGCUAUGAGAUCACCGAUGAGGAACCAUACAUUUGUCCUUUAUCGCAUCAUCGCUGCACAUCAUUACAUCAGGGACUGAGCUUUCUCACUAAAAACCAUUGCGACGUCGCGAGUGUUGAGUUCUCGAAAGCGUACAGAUUAACAAACACAACUAUCGAACCGCUAAGUUUCACUGUGCCACGUAUUAAGAGCGAAUUAUUCCAAGAUGAUCUUUUUCCACCAACUCGCAUAACAUGGAAGCCUACAAUGUCUGCGGAUGAAUGGUUUGCGUGCAAUGAUAGGAAGCCGAUAAAAUUGAGCUUACAGCCUGACGGUAUGGAAGCCUUAUCGUCCAUUCAACAAGUGACGCCCGCCAAGAGGAUUGAGCAUGCGGGAAAUGGCAGUAGCGGUUCGAUGACAAGAGCAGAAUAUGAAAAAAACAAGCAACAAGAGAUUCAGAAAUCAGUGAGUGCCCGUCUGGAAUACAAUACCAAACUGGAACAAGAUGACAUGGAAGGUGUGGACGAAAAUGAGUGGCAAGAGGAUUAAACAUGUUUAUUAAAAAAUUAAUGACCAUUACAGCCACGGCGCUGAACGCUUGGUGCGUUCAUGCCAAAAAGGCUUUUGUGGUAGAGAAUGCGGUUGGCACUUCGAUCUUGGCAUUUAGAAAUAUGCUAAGUCAAUAUACAUAUGCAUAUGUGCGAGUAUAAGAGUAGACUUCCUUUUGAUAAGUGGUUAGCUUUUAUGUGCAUGCAUACCUAUCCAUACAAAUAUUUUUGCUACAAUUAAAACUUAUAUUCGUUUUCAUAUUAACAUACAUUCUCAUGAAACAUUCGAAGCAAAAAUGCAUAUACAAAAGUAAGCACAUAUGCAUACUUACAUUUUUAUGUAUUUACGAGCAACAGUUAAACAGUAUAAACAUCCUUCUGAAAAACAUUAAGAAGGACUUCCAAAACGAAAAUUUUGGCAGCAAUAGAAAAAGUUUAUGUAAAUUAAAUAGUAAGAAACAUUUCCAGGGACGAAAUUCUUUAGAAACAUAAAAGGUAUAAAACAUAAAGACUGCAUAUAAACGUAUUUUAGUUAGUGUGAAAAUAUUUAUGUGAGCCAAGGACUUUUCUUUAAUCCACAUUCAUAUUAUAACAUCAUUAUUUUUAAUCAAUACUCAAGAUUUGCCAAAAAAUAAUCGUGCAUGUGUAAAUUUUCGCGUUCCACAUAUAAGGCAAGAGAAAUGAUUUAUUUACUUAUUUUAUUUUUCUAAAUGAAUUGUAUUCGCGCUGGUCACUAAAGAACCUACUCUAAAUUAAUGGUUAGAGUUAUAAUUAUGGCUUUGUUCGCUUUGAUGCUACAUGGAAAUGGAAUGACAGUAGGGCUUUUACUGUUUUUUUUUUUUGACAAAGGAAUGCGUUUUUACACUGUUGCCAUAUGAAAUGCAAAUUCCUUUUGGUUAUUUACAAUUGCAUAUAUUUAAAUUUAUAUUUAUAUACAAGUAUAUAUGUAUCUUUAGUAGUUAUAUAUUGCGCAUGUAUUUUGCAAAAUAUAAAUACAAACAUCCACAUAAAAUUAAGGCUUACAAAUUUAUGUUAUGUAUUUUAUACAACUGAUGUCUGACAUACAUGCUAAUGAAAUGGUAAUAAUAAUUAUUAUAAAUUAUAAUGACAAAGCUGAUGUGACAACUUUUUCUCUUUAAUAUACAUAUUUAUAAUUAUCUGUAAAUUUGAACUCUAAACGGAGAUUAUGCAUUAAAAAUAUAUAUAUAAAUCAAGAAAAACAUAUGCUCUCUCGUCUUCGUAGGAAGAUAUUUCUAAAAUUACACACUUUUUCCGGCACCAAUUAUAAAGAUUACCUUCAAGCAAACAAGCGGUAAAUCAAGGUUCAAUAGUUUUAACUGCAGCAAUAAUGGUUUCGGAAUUUUUUUUUGGGGUAUUUCGCUGUAUUUGAGGAGCCAAAUUAAAAGCUAUAUUUAAUUAGGUAAUACUCAACAGAACUAAGAUGUUAAUUAUCGCAAAAUACGAGUAUCACAAAACAGCGUUCAAAAAAAAA
Rhagoletis zephyria (snowberry fruit fly) is the source of this 5647-nucleotide messenger RNA. It is a transcript of the gene pod1, whose product is annotated as coronin. The record is from RefSeq and is a predicted model, not a curated record. Lineage: Eukaryota; Metazoa; Arthropoda; Insecta; Diptera; Tephritidae. Gene Ontology annotation, molecular function: protein binding.